AUGGUAUACACGACAGUCAAAAACAAAAUAAAUAAUAACACCAUCAAAUACCAUUUCAUCAAAACAGAUGGUAAUAAACUAACUUAUACGGAAUUUAUUAAUCUUUUAAAAAGUAAAAACAAAGAUUUUAUAAAAGAAUUUGACCGCCAAUUAAGUCAAGCACCGGCAGAACUUUCUCUCCAACCAACUGCUUAUUUUUGGGAAUGUAUUCCAGUUUCUCAGAAUACUCUUGAUAGAGAAUUUGAGUUUGUAGCCGUAAAAUCAAAAGAAUUGGAUAAUAUUAAGCAAGAUUUAUCUAGUUUCCAAGAACAUUUUCAGAGAAGUAGUGAUAGCCAUGUAGUUAGUUUUCCCAGUCUAAGUGGAGAUACAUUAGUAGUGCCAAUGCCAGUGCGAGGCUAUCAGUAUAAUUGUAAUGAAUAUGUUGAUGAAAUGCGAGAUUAUAAAAAUCUAAGAGAAUUUAAUUGUAAUGCUUCAAUGGAGCAAAAAGAGAAUUUUUGGCAGAAAGUCGGUGAGAAAAUGGCAGAAAGUUUGCUUAAUGCGAAUAAUGCUCCAC
Molecule: messenger RNA, 553 nt
Organism: Entrophospora sp. SA101
Lineage: Eukaryota; Fungi; Glomeromycota; Glomeromycetes; Entrophosporales; Entrophosporaceae
Source: the annotation of a GenBank genome assembly